This is a messenger RNA of Exophiala viscosa, 1107 nucleotides long. RefSeq names its product alcohol dehydrogenase. The coding region runs from base 1 to 1107 and encodes 368 amino acids. The record is from RefSeq and is a predicted model, not a curated record. Gene Ontology annotation, cellular component: cytoplasm. Gene Ontology annotation, molecular function: zinc ion binding; alcohol dehydrogenase (NAD+) activity. NCBI's taxonomy places the organism in Eukaryota, Fungi, Ascomycota, Eurotiomycetes, Chaetothyriales, Herpotrichiellaceae. The transcript has 3 exons.
AUGGGAUCCGUUGAAGUACCUUCGCGGCACAAGGCCCUCAUCUACGACAACCCAGGUAGUAUCUCGACCAAGCUCGAGGAGAUUGAAACCCCCAAACCUGGCGUAAAUGAGGUGUUGAUCAACUUGACACAUUCAGGCGUCUGCCAUAGCGACAUGGGUGUCAUGACCAACUCCUGGGCGUGGCUUCCUGCUCCCACACAAAAAGGACAAGUCGGUGGACACGAAGGGGUGGGGACUGUAGCUGCCUUUGGAUCUGGCGCCGAGAGCUCUGGCCUCAAGAUCGGGGACCGUGUAGGCAUCAAGUGGAUGGCCUCCGCCUGUGGAAACUGCAUACCCUGCCUCGCUGGUGCCGAUGCAUGUUGUACCGCUGGCAAGAUCAGUGGCUACUACACUCCAGGAACAUUUCAGCAAUACGCCCUGGCACCCGCUCACUAUGUGACUCCUAUCCCGGAUGCUCUUCCCAGUGACGCAGCUGCUCCCAUGCUCUGUGGAGGUGUCACGGUUUACAGCGCCCUCGUCAAAUCCGGAGCAAGACCCGGCGACUGGGUCGUCAUUCCAGGUGCGGGAGGCGGAUUGGGACAUCUGGCACUGCAGAUUGGAGCCCGCGGAAUGGGUUUCCGCAUGAUCGGUAUCGAUAUGGGCGAGAAGGAAAAGCUCGUCAAGGAGUGUGGCGCCGAGGUCUUCUUUGAUCUGAGCAAAUACGGCCGGGAUGACGAAGGCACCAAGAAGCUGGUCGAGGAUGUCAAGGAGGCCACUGGAGGCGUCGGUGCCGCCGCUGUUGUAGUCUGCACCGCCAGCAAUGCCGCAUAUGCUCAAGGCUUGAGCUUCCUCAAGUUCAGAGGGACACUGGUUUGCGUCGGUGUCCCGGAAGGAGACGCGGUCCCCAUUGCGACUGCGGACCCCGCCAGCAUCCUGGCACUGGAGAAGCGUAUCGUGGGCAGUGCGGUUGGAAACAGAAAAGAUGCCAUUGAUACUCUGGAGAUGGCAGCUCGGGGUCUCGUGAAGACACAUUUCGAGACUCAACCUAUGAGCAAGUUAACAGAGGUGUUUGAGAGGAUGGACAAGGGGAAGUUGCAGGGACGAGUUGUCCUUGAUCUUAGCGGUUAG